AUGGCGUCACUAGGUCACCUGCGCCGCGCGCUUAUCUUUUCCGCCGCUUUCACGCUUCUCCUCCCCCCCACCGCCGCAACCACUCAAUCGUACGCCAUUGCCCGGGACAAGAACCUACGCGGAGGAGCUGUUGAGCAUAGCAGCACACCAGACUCCCCAGACGGAUACGGACCUGCAUCAUCCGAUUCAGACGAUAGCUACAGCUCAGGGUCGCCUGGUGCGGAAAACGCGGAGGUGAAGGCGGCGAAGAGAGUUUCUGCAGCGGAUGCGGAGGCGGCGGAGGCACUAGCGGCGUACGAGGAGGCGAAGCGCGCCCUCGCGUCGCAGAAGAUUGAGCAGGAGGAGAUGCGCAUCCGGGCGCUCGAGGCGCGGCAGACACAGCGCGACGCGGCGCGCGAGCAGGCGGAGCUGGACGCGGCAGUCACGGCGGCCGAAGUGGAGCUUCAAUCCGCGGAAAAAUCGCUCAAUGACGCGCGGCAGGAGCGCGGCGCAAACGCUUCGGCAGGCGCCGCCAGCGCAGUUGACAGAGCGGCGCUGCGGAAGGAUCAGGUUGCGCGGAAGCUUUCCGCUGCGCGCGCCGAGGCUCGCGGGAACCGACCGUACCUGCAGGAGAUGGAGGCGAACGUGCGGGAUUUCGAGGGCGCGUUCGUGAUGGCGGCGCGGGAGGCCGGAAUGGCGGCAGUGCGGGUGAAGGCGCUCCGGGCGGAGAUGGUUGAGAAAAUGGAGAGGGCGGCGGAUGCGCAAUCAGCGUGGCAAUCGAUGGUGCAAGAAGAAGAUCGCCACAGUGGGUCGAUGAUACCGAGUUCUGCUAUUAGCGAGGUCACAGAGUCUUCUCCUGCCACCGACCGAGCUGGCUCAACUCAAGCCGCGACAAAAUCGAUAACGACAAUCCCGCACCACGUCAUCACCAGUUUCAAGUUACCUGGAGGAAAUGCCGACGCCGUAACCUUGCUACGCCCCUUAAAAGCAGCGGCGGUUAAGGCAAAGCAGCUCGCGUACGUGGCGCGCCGCGACCUGGAGGCCAUGGAGCGGAACCUGCGAGACGCGGAUCGCAAGGUAGACGGGGUGCACGAGAAGAUUCAACUCGCCAAGAAGCGCGCCGAACUCUUCGCGGCGCGAGCCCGCGAGCAGCAAGCGGUCGCGGAGGAAAUGGCGGCGGCUGCCGCUGCGGCGACGAAACGCGCGUUUGAAAAUCCAAGCCCCGACGCUGUAACCGCGUUCGAGGUUGCGGUUGCGGCAAAAAAAGUGAGUCUGCACAUAGCGGGGACAACGGCGAAGAAAGCGGAGAGGAUCGCCAAGAAGGCUGAGAUGCGCGCGGAGGCUUUGAGGCUCACGAUAGCCUAUCACAACAAUCUGAAACCUUUGGUUGACAAACACGUGGCAUCGGUUCGGAAAGCCGAAGCUCAGGCUGACGAGGCAGCGGCAGAAUUCGUUAACGUGUGGAGGAGAAUCAGAUCGCGGAUUACAAUCGCGGAUUUGACAACACUUUUGUUGACCAACUCAGACGUAGUUCCGGAGUCACCGAGCCUGGCGGAUAAUUCGACAGCUUCGGGAAUUGCAGGAGGUCCCACUGCCGCCGUCGCAGUUGCGCUGCAGCGUAUUUCCGCGUCGGAAGCGGAAGAAUUCGUCACAAGGGCGUUGCAAAAGGAAGCUGUUGCCGUUUCCGAGGCUGCGAAGGUUGCAGCUGAAGAGGCUCGGAUUCGAGCCUUCGAGGCUAAGAAAGAGGCUCGGGAGAAGAGGCAGGAGCAGGAGAAUGUCGAGGGAGAGGCGGAAGAAGCGGAGUUUCAGGCGAGAGAGGCGGAGAAAGACGUGCGUCAAGCUAAGGAGCGAGCAGCGCAGAUUGCGGAGCUGUUAGUGGAGCAGCGGAAAGUUGCGGAAGAAGUGGCGGCGGAGCGGGAGGUUGCGCGCAAGCGCGCGUACGUGGAGGGGUCCGAGGAAGCGCACCAGGCAAUGGAUCUCGCGACUGCAGUCAGCGAAGAAGGCGCACGGGUGCUUGCGGAAAUUAUUCGAAAAACGCGACGGGCAGCUGAGAAGGUUUCGUUGAGGGAGGAUCAUUGGCGGCAGGCCGUGUCCUAUCGGAAAGAAACGAUGCAAUUGGCAGAGAAUAACAAAGCCGUGCUAGAGGGGUUGGAAAGGAGAGCUGCACAAGCAGAGCGGGAGUUUAGUACGGCAAAGGAGGCGGCUAAAAACGCGGAUGAAUUGGUCAAGAAGCUCAAGCUGCUGUUGUUGAAUAGGCACGAAGAGUCCAAAAUGCUCCGGCAGCAUCGGUGGAAAUCAUCCCAAGCGUCGAAAUCGUAG
Messenger RNA from Closterium sp. Naga37s-1, 2298 nucleotides. Lineage: Eukaryota; Viridiplantae; Streptophyta; Zygnematophyceae; Desmidiales; Closteriaceae. The record is from the annotation of a GenBank genome assembly.